Molecule: messenger RNA, 546 nt
Organism: Zingiber officinale
Lineage: Eukaryota; Viridiplantae; Streptophyta; Magnoliopsida; Zingiberales; Zingiberaceae
Product: LIM domain-containing protein PLIM2b-like
Exons: 4
Coding region: 4-546 (180 amino acids)
Biological process (GO): actin filament bundle assembly
Cellular component (GO): actin cytoskeleton; plasma membrane
Molecular function (GO): actin filament binding
Source: RefSeq, a predicted model, not a curated record
GCUAUGGCUUUCAGUGGCACUCAGGACAAGUGCAAGGCCUGUGAGAGGACUGUCCACUUCGUCGACCUCUUGUCUGCUGAUGGAGUCAUCUAUCACAAGGCCUGCUUCCGAUGUAGCCACUGCAAUGGAACUCUCUCGAUGUUCAAUUACUCUUCCAUGGACGGUAUUCUUUAUUGCAAGCCUCACUUUGAGCAGCUGUUCAAGGAGACAGGCACCUUCACCAAGAAGUUUCCAACAGGAACAAAGUCCGGAGAGAGGACAGCCAGCAAGUUGUCAUAUAUGUUCUCCGGAACCCAAGAUAAAUGUGCCACCUGUAAGAAGACAGCCUAUCCCUUGGAGACGUUGACGAUGGAAGGGGAGAUAUACCACAAGACGUGUUUCAAAUGUUCUGUGGGAGGAUGCACGCUGACACCGUCGUCCUACGCCGCCCUCAACGGCAUCCUCUACUGCAAGCACCACUUUGCGCGUCUGUUCAUGGAGAAGGGAAGCUACAGCCAUGUCAUCCAGGCUGCCAUAUUGAAGCAGACAGCUGCCGUAGAGCAGUAG